AUGGCCGGACUGCCGCCCAAGGAGGAGAAAGACGAGGACGACGGUGGGUCAGACAACUCCGACAAAGAGCACAUCUGCCUCGAUCCGUACUGCUUCUUUGACCGCUACUGCGGCAAUGAAGACAGGAAGAUAAAGGGCGACCAUGGAGUUAGCCAACAGGCAGUGGAAGAUGAAUAUGCAGAGGAGCCUAGCAGCCGUGCUAGAUUUGAUGACACUGACGAUGAAGAGAGGAAGGAGAACAUCGACUCCUUAGUUUUACAAGAAUAUGAUGGUGAGGACAUGCCAACAAUUGAGUGGAACAGGGAGAAUCCUGAGCUUACUCCAGGAACUGUAUUCGAAUCGAUGGUGGACUGUCGUAAUGCAGUGACUACAUAUUGCAUUCUCACUGAAAACUCCUAUGAGGUUGAUAGGAGUGAGCCUAGAAGAUUCACUGUUCAUUGCCCUUAUGAUAGGUGGAGGUGGAGGUUGCAUGCAUCCACUAUGCUAAAGAGCAAAUUGAUUCAGAUAAAAAGCAACCCACACGGGCACACUUGCCCACCUGGAGGGGGAGGGGGAAAGGACAAAUCUAAGAUUGCAAAGGUUAGGUGGGUGGCAGAUGCAAUCUUGGAUUGGGUGAGGGAAACACCAACAAUUGGUCCAAUAGCACUCCAUGGGAAGCUAUUUGAGAAGUACAAGAUUAAUAUAUCUUACAUGAAGAUUUUCUAUGCUAAGGAAAGGGCUCUUGAUAAGAUUAAUGGUCCAUGGAAUGAGCGUUUUCAGUUGCUUUACACCUUCAAAGCUGAAUUGGAGACAACUAGUCCAGGGAGUGUUGUAGAGAUUGACAAUCAUACAAUUAAGUACACAAUAAAAGGGAAGGCACUAGAGAAGGAGUGCUUCAGGAGGGCUUUUGUUUGUUUCAAGGCUUGCUGGCAGGGGUUUCUGAAUGGUUGUAGGCCCUAUUUAGCUGUUGAUGCAACUGCUUUGAAUGGAAGAUGGAUAGGCCAGCUAGCAGCAACUUCUGCAGUUGAUGGACACAACUGGCUGUUCCCAGUUGCAUUUGGUGUGUUGGAGGUAGAGUCCGAGGAGAGUUGGGUCUGGUUUCUGCAGCAGUUGCGCAACAUUAUAGGGCUGCUUAUGCUGAAAAUGUGCCCGCACUCUUGGGAAAAGACCAAUGGAACAUAG
Molecule: messenger RNA, 1161 nt
Organism: Aegilops tauschii subsp. strangulata
Lineage: Eukaryota; Viridiplantae; Streptophyta; Magnoliopsida; Poales; Poaceae
Source: RefSeq, a predicted model, not a curated record